Molecule: messenger RNA, 1086 nt
Organism: Diaporthe citri
Lineage: Eukaryota; Fungi; Ascomycota; Sordariomycetes; Diaporthales; Diaporthaceae
Exons: 4
Coding region: 1-1086 (361 amino acids)
Biological process (GO): positive regulation of transcription by RNA polymerase II; DNA-templated transcription
Cellular component (GO): nucleus
Molecular function (GO): sequence-specific DNA binding; zinc ion binding
Source: RefSeq, a predicted model, not a curated record
AUGGCCGACGUCAGCUCCCGUUAUUUCCUCGCAGCAGAGCAUCAGCUGCAAAAGGAACGGGGCAAGUCACGCAUCAAUAACUGCUGGACGCUGUUCGGGACGACAGCUCAUCUCGCACUAGCCAUCGGGCUGAACAGGGGCAAGAAGACAGAGGUUCAGGGUCGUACAGGAAAAGUCGAGACCGAGUGUCGUCGAAGAACCUUCUGGUGCGCCUACACACUGGACAAGUACCUUGCGGCAGCACUUGGUAGGCCCCGCACAUUCCACGAGGAGGAUAUCGAUCAGGAGCUACCGUCUUGCAUUGAUGAUUCAGAUCUCGAGCAGGUCGGCGUUGAGCCUAAAGCUCCUCUUGGUCAACCAUUGAUGCUUGGCGCCGUGGCACACAUCCGGCUAUCACGUAUCAAUGAUGGUAUCCUCAAGGACCUAUAUCCCAUCUGGCCACUGUCGACGUCCGUACGGCUGAAGGUGACUGCUCAAUAUUCAACAAGACUCAGGAAUUGGUACCAAGAAAUGGCGGAGUUCUUAGACUCCGGCAGAAUCAACACGUCUUUGCUUCUGCCUAUCUACCAACGGCAACGCCAUGUUCUGAACCUAGCAUACUGGCACGCCACGAUCUUGACACAUAGGCCAUUCCUUCUCAACAAGUUCGGAGUCACGCGAACAAGUGCAAACACGACGCAGGUCGAGGACCGUGUCAAGGAAUGCCUUCAAGCUGCGCUGAACAUAUGCGACCUAGUCGACGAGCUCAUCAGUGCGAAGAUGAUGUUCAAAGCAUUCUGGCCUCCAGACGAUCAAACCAUGGUUGCUGCGGAUGACACUCAUUCGCAACAACUUGAGAAACAGGACCCAGAGGAGGCUGUCCUGGCUGAGACUGCCGGAUUUGGCCAGCAUCCGCUCACAUCAGACGUCAAUGACAUCAAUGGCUUCGAUGCAAGUCCAGGCAGCUCUCUUUAUGACAUGUCAGGUUGGGGUACUUUCGACUCCAUGGUCACAUCUGGAUUCGGAAAUCUCGAGGAUUGGCUGGGUGACGGUUCUUUCCAGUUCUCCGACUCAACGCAAAGAGUACUGGAAUCGAGUUAUUAUUAA